Molecule: messenger RNA, 732 nt
Organism: Penicillium subrubescens
Lineage: Eukaryota; Fungi; Ascomycota; Eurotiomycetes; Eurotiales; Aspergillaceae
Exons: 2
Coding region: 1-732 (243 amino acids)
Source: RefSeq, a predicted model, not a curated record
AUGUCGUCAUUGGUGCGUCCCGCCCAGCAGAAGGGACCGCUCCCCCCCGGCUCGCCGUCAGACACCUACCCGGCACCUAUCACGCGCCUCGACGCGUCUCGACGCGCCAACCUCAUGGCAAGGCGUGAUAACCAACCUGUUGGCCCUCUACAGGCCACACUACAGGAGAUAACCACCGCUGCUACUGCUAGAGCUCUAGAAGGCCAGAAAAUCUUCAGCCCUAUAGCAACCUUCCUUGACAACCACCGGCGUCAGAAUACUGGCCUCACCCCUGGCCAGCUCGAAGCGCUAGCUGCCCUCAGCAAUGACCUGGCUAACGUAGCCCAACAACACUUCAAUGCCUACAUCAGCGGCGUGCCCUUGACCAAUUCCCCCACUACCCCUGCCCCUGCCCUUGCCCCUGCUCCCCUUCCCCCGUCACCUCCCCCCUCCCGUCCCCCUUCCGGUCUUGCCCAGUCCACAUACGCGUCUGUUACCCAAAGUCCCCCGGCUAAGAAUGCUGCGGCAAGGCAAACCAACGGUACUACGAAGACUGAUAAGCUUGCUGCAAAGCUGCCAUCUCCCGAUAACCGUCUCUUUGUACGCCUCCCGGAGAACCAUCUUGCCAAAAGCAUGGAUGCAUUCGCGAUAUAUACUAGCCUACGAUCCCAUCUAGACACCAAUGGAAAGCUUCUCAAAGGCGUCCAAUCUAUCAAGACUGGAUUCGCUCUUCUGCCCAGAAGGAAGCCAUAG